Thamnophis sirtalis is the source of this 3022-nucleotide messenger RNA. NCBI's taxonomy places the organism in Eukaryota, Metazoa, Chordata, Lepidosauria, Squamata, Natricidae. The record is from RefSeq and is a predicted model, not a curated record.
GCCAGGGAGAUCAGCCCCCGGGACCACUUCCAAAGCCCGUCCAGAAGCAGCGAAGGAUGCUUGAGAGAUUGGUCAGCAGCGAAGCUAAGAACUAUAUGGCCUUGGAUGACUUCGUUGAAAUAACCAAGAAGUACGCCAAGGGUAUCAUCCCGUCAAGUAUGAUCCCUCAGGAUGACGACGACGACGAGCUGACGGGAAAGAGCCCCGAGGAGCUCCCCUUCCAACAAAAGAUCAUCAAGUAUCCCCUCCAUGCCAUCAUGGAAAUCAAGGAGCACCUGAUCGAGGCGGCCUCCAAAGCUGGCAUGCACUGGUUGUCCACCAUCGUCCCGACCCACCAGAUCAACGCCCUGGUCUUCUUCUUCGUCCUCAGCAACCUGACCAUCGACUUCUUCGCCUUCUUCAUCCCCCUGGUGAUUUUCUACCUCUCCUUCGUUUCCAUGGUGAUUUGCACCCUGAAAGUCUUCCAGGACAGCAAAGCGUGGGAGAACUUCCGAACCCUCACGGACCUCCUGCUUCGUUUCGAGCCCGAUCUGGAUGUCGACGAGGCGGAGGGGAAUUUUGGCUGGAAUCACCUGGAGCCUUAUUUCCACUUCCUGCUCUCGGUCCUCUUCGUCCUCUUCUCCUUCCCGAUAGCCAGCAAGGAAUGGAUGCCUUGCUCCGAGCUGGCCACCGUUUCCGUUUUCUUCAUGGUGACGAGUUACAUGAGUUUGUGCACCAGCGCCGAACCCUACACGCGAAGGGCCCUGCUGACCGAGGUGACCGCGGGGGCCCUCUGCCUGCUGCAAGGGGCCCCCGACCACUGGGGUUACGUGAAGCUCCUGGGUAAAACAUUUUACACCCUUCCUCUUGGCAGUGUCCUGGUACUGAACCUCAGCCUCCCCUGCCUCUUGUUCCUGUACUUGUUUUACCUCUUCUAUCGCAUGGCACGACUGAAGAAAUUCAAGGGCAUCUAUUGCUACUUGAUUCCUUAUUUGGUCUGCUUCAUGUGGUGUGAGCUCUCCGUCGUGAUUCUGCAGGAAUCGACCAGCCUUGGUCUCCUUCGGGCUUCCGUGGGCUACUUCUUAUUCCUCUUCGCCCUUCCCGUCUUAAUGUUGGGCAUCGCCCUGAUGGGUCUUUUCCAAUUCUUAAGGUGGCUAAUAACGUUGGAACUGACCAAGAUCGUGGUCACGCUCACCCUCUGUGCGGUUCCUCUGUUCUUCCACUUGUGCACGCGGGCCAGAGUCUCUGCAGUCGAAAUGGUGACGUCCCUGACCAAGAGUUCAAUCGUGAAGCUUAUCCUGGUUUGGCUUUCAGCCAUCGUCCUCUUCUGCUGGUUUUACGUCUAUCGCUCGGAAGGGAUGAAAGUGUACAAUUCGACGUUGACGUGGAAUCAGUACGGGUUUCUCUGCGGGCCCCGGGCUUGGAAAGAAACUAACAUGGCGCGGACUCAAAUUAUAUGCAGCCACCUGGAAGGCCAUCGGGUCACCUGGACAGGGCGGUUCAAGUACGUCCGAGUCACCAGCAUUGAGAACAGCGCCGAGUCCACCAUAAAUAUGCUUCCCUAUUUCCUUGGGGAUUGGCUGAGGUGUUUGUACGGAGAAACGUACCCUGCGUGCGAUCCCAGAAACGCCACCCUGGAAGUGGAGGAACUCUGCCGCUUGAAGUACUUGACCAAGCACCAGUGUCACAUCAAGAGGUUCGACCGGUAUAAAUUCGAAAUAACCGUGGGCAUGCCGCUCGGUGGCGGGAAUGGCAACCGGGCCCCCGAGGAGGACGAUGUCACUAAGGACAUCGUGUUGAAGGCCAGCAACGAGUUCAAGCAGGUGCUGCUGAACCUGAGACAAGGCAGCGUGGUCGAGUUCAGCACCAUCCUGGAAGGCCGCCUGGGGAGCAAGUGGCCGGUCUUUGAGCUGAAGGCCCUCUCCUGCUUGAACUGCCUGUCGAAGCUCUCCCCGGCGGGCCGGCACGUGAAAGUGGAACACGACUGGCGGAAUACCGUUCAGAAAGCGUUCAGAUUUGCCUUCAAUUUUUUGUUCUCCCCUUUCCUGUCCGUUGCCUAUUGAGCUCUGGUUGUUAACACCAGCUCUUGGUUGUCGCAAUCGGAUUUAAUCAGGGGCGAAAUGCUACUGGUUCAGACCGGUUCGCCUGAAUCGGUAGGUUCGCCCGAACCAGUAUUUACAACAAUCAGCUGGACGACGAUCAGCUGUGAUGCGCGAUUUAUCUUAGCUAGAAUCGUCGGAUUUCCUGCUUUCUAGCUAAUCUAAAUCGGGUGGCGCAGUGGAUUCCCCCCCCCCCCUCAGCUGUUCUACUUACCUUUGCAGACUCGGAAUGGCUUCAAAAUAUUCCUUUUUUAGUGCUGCGCGAGCGCACCUAAAGCAGCAGACUCACUAAACCAAUAGCAGACUUUGGAGGAUUACACCGCUAGAUUUAAUGGCAUUUAGUGCGGUACGUCAUGCAGCCUAAUAAUAUCUCUGCCUUGCUCAAUGAUCUGUACAUCUAGAAGGACGCCGCGCGGCGUAUUGAUUGAAAGCAUAAUAAGCAGGAUUUUCUAAAGAACUAACUUAGCUAACCAAAGAUGCUAAAAACACAAGUUUGCCUUCUAUCUAUUCUCAAUAAUCAACAGUAUUCCGCAGGUGAAGGACUCAGCUGUAAUACUGACAAUGAUGUCAAAACGAGGGUACGUGAUGAAUCCUGGGCACAAAUGCUCCCAUUUAUGACUUCAUUUAUGGCGCCACGAGACCAGGCUUAGGUGUGGGCGUGACCUUCCGUUCUCCCUUUGGUCCUAACUCCUUUGGUCCUAAAUUCUCUGCCAAUCAUUAAACCCCGCGAAGAGAAUUGAAGUAAUUCAACGGUACGAUGGGGUGAUACUUUUUUUUCCCUGAGGAAAGGGCCUUUGUUCUGUUCCCCUCACCGUUUUUUUCCCCCUCCACAAAGAAAUGGUUUAAGGCGAUGAGCACGAUUGCUUAACUCUGGAAAUGAUAAUGAACAUCCAGAUUUGAAUCUGUCCUUCUGAUCACAAGCAUAAAAUAAUGAUUUAAAAAUA